CUAUCGCCAACACUAGGUGCCAACUUUCGCCGACUGUCACACAGCUGAGGAGCUCCUGGCGCAUACCUGCCUUUCCCGCUCACGAGUGUCGCUUUAAAGCUUGCAUGUGACUUUCGAAUUGCUGUAUCUUAUUUGAAAGCCGGGUCCACUGAAAUUUGCGCAACAAGUGGCCAUAGCCAACAAUGUCCAUUCUUUCCAGCUCUGAUACAAACAGCUUAAAACGUGAAGUUGGGCACUUGGCUGUUUGGUCGGUGACCAGCGCAAAAGCCGGAAAUGGAGUCGAAAUGCUACGCGACGGGAGCACGGAAACCUUCUGGCAGUCAGAUGGCCUCCAGCCCCACCUCAUAAAUGUCCAGUUCCAGCGGAAAGUACCGCUGCUGGAGCUCCAGAUGUACGUGGACUAUAAGCUAGAUGAGAGCUACACGCCCAGCCGGGUGUCUGUGAGGGCGGGUCACACCUAUCAAGACCUGAAGGAGGUGCGGGUGCUGGAGCUGGAGGAGCCGUCCGGGUGGGUGGUCAUUCCGCUCACGGCAGACGAUGCGCCCCAUGAGCCGCUCAAGGCCUUCUACCUACAGCUGGCCGUGCUGGCCAACCACCAGAACGGCCGCGACACACACAUACGACAGGUGAAGGUGUUCUCAGCCCGCACGGACGCGCAGCGGCUACUGCCAUGCAGCAUGACCACCCCGCAGAUGUCUAUGUUCUCCACGGUUCGGUGAGACCAGCCGCUCGGGGUAGCUAACCAGCCGACGUGUCAGUAAACGCGUGUCGUAUGGGGGUUGGGAUGUGCUGAGCGGGCUCACCCCGACGUCAAUAAUGGAAGGGUAGCGCGGAAGUGCGUCUGGGUUUGACAGUGUCGGGUGUACGGCAGGGCACCAUGCGCAUGUAUGCCUGGCUGGCUGACUGACUGGUUGUGCGCUGUGAAAUUGCUCAAACGGACCAGUGCAUGCGGGUGCGUCUGCAUCGCGCAGGCGUUUCUCAUGCGUGCUGCGAAAGAACGCUGAAAGCUGGUGGGUUGAGGCCACGUUGGAUGGCAGCGGCUUUUUGUCCCUUUGUGUGCUAGGGCGCGUAGAACCUUCAGGUGGUGGCCGAGGCGGUGAGAGGAGCGGCGGCGCACACGUGGGCACUGGGCAGGAGAGGAGCUACAGUAUUCUGUGGAAUUCAAACACUCGUCGGGGGGCUCAGGCGGAUUGGCGCGAGGCACCGCCGGGUGGGCGAUUUUGGUCCUUGCUUAAACUGGACGGUCCCGCGUUGCAGGAUUUCAGCUUUUGGGUAGUGAAGUGGUGGGGUGGUCAAGGUGCGUGGCGUGUGCGAGGGCGUGGGUACCGCAUUGCGCCAGAUCGACAACGCUCGGUCGAAGGGCUCUGACUCGGGGCACGCUAGUAAAUGCUUACCCAAAUAUUAAACAUACUC
This is a messenger RNA of Chlamydomonas reinhardtii, 1413 nucleotides long. RefSeq lists its product as uncharacterized. The record is from RefSeq and is a predicted model, not a curated record. The coding region runs from base 285 to 719 and encodes 144 amino acids. Gene Ontology annotation, biological process: protein K11-linked ubiquitination; anaphase-promoting complex-dependent catabolic process. Gene Ontology annotation, cellular component: anaphase-promoting complex. The transcript has 5 exons. Lineage: Eukaryota; Viridiplantae; Chlorophyta; Chlorophyceae; Chlamydomonadales; Chlamydomonadaceae.